AUGAAUCAUCGCAUAGAGCCGCUCACUCAUCUCCCGCGACCUGAAACAGCGACGGAGUGUCUCACGACGCUUUCCAAAGAUCCUGCAGUCUUACAUAUCAUGCAGAAGCAUCGUUUCUCCGUUGGCUUGCUUACCGAGCUUGCUCCACAUGAGCAUCCUGGGCUUCUAGGUCUUAAUGUCGGGAGUGGAGGUACCAUCAAGCUGCGAAUUCGGCUUGACACAUAUGAUGGGUUUCGCCCGUACUUGGAGGUCAGACGCGUGUUAUGCCAUGAACUGGCGCACAAUGUAUGGGGCGACCAUGAUAAUGACUUUAAAGAGCCGAAUUCUCAGCUUAAUCGCGAGGUUGCAGAUUUUGAGGCUGCAGCAGGAGCAGGAACGCAUCAUCUUUCUGAUUCAAGCGAUAUCUAUCAGCCGUCGUCGGACAAAGAAGUGGAGGCUCUCAUUCAUGUCCUACGUGGCACAGGCCUUCGAGGCAAUGAUACCAUGGAAGAACGGCGGAAAAGGGUGCUGGAUGCUGGAUGCUGGAUGCUGCCACAGCGCGCCUUAGGAACGAAGAAGAAGAACUGGAACGGAGUUGCGGGACUUCUGGACCACAGAAGCAAUCUGGAUGACAGUUGA
Molecule: messenger RNA, 618 nt
Organism: Suillus clintonianus
Lineage: Eukaryota; Fungi; Basidiomycota; Agaricomycetes; Boletales; Suillaceae
Product: WLM domain-containing protein
Exons: 2
Coding region: 1-618 (205 amino acids)
Molecular function (GO): proteasome binding
Source: RefSeq, a predicted model, not a curated record